Molecule: messenger RNA, 6718 nt
Organism: Ixodes scapularis (black-legged tick)
Lineage: Eukaryota; Metazoa; Arthropoda; Arachnida; Ixodida; Ixodidae
Exons: 9
Coding region: 192-2804 (870 amino acids)
Source: RefSeq, a predicted model, not a curated record
AAUUUGACACUCCAUUCGCUCACCGCUCUAGCGAUGCAUACACACUGCCCUGCCAAGCGAAGCUGGCGAAGUGCCCUUUUCCUCUGGCCCCGUUUUCUCCCGUUCAUCAAACUUGGUGAAAGUAUUGGUUAGAAUUGAUUAAUGACGCUCAAGACGGCACGUACCUUCGAAAUGCUUUUCAAGAUGAUUCGAUGAUGUUCGUCCCCGACGUCGGUUCAGUGACAUGGGCAGUGGUCGCCGUUUCGACUUCGGUGGUUCUGAUCGUCGCUUUGGCGCUAUGUCUCUGUAAACAGGGAGCUGACAAGUCUCUCAAUUUUAUACGGGAAGAAAACCAGGUGCUCAACGCAAAUUCACCUGUUGCAUUUAAAGUUCAGUCUUCGGCGGAGCGCCAAAAUGGUGACCUUCACUCUGAAUCAUCACCCUUGGACAAAGUAUCUCUCCACCCCAGGCUGGUGACGGAACGGGCCCUCCCCACUCCGCCGGGAAGGCCCCAGUCCGUCCCCGCAGCCAGCCCUUCCAACGCGCUCCGCGACGGAGCCGCGACGGACAGCCGCUCCUCGACGCUAGUCCGGCCACAUCGCAGAAACAAGGCCCACGCUCCCCCGCCCCCUCCCGCCUCCUCGGCGCCCCCCGCCGGUGGCGCGGACGGGACUAGGUGCGUCGACGGCACGGGGGCCGACACCCCCAGCGAAAGCUCGGAGUCGGAUCCCCUGUACUCGGUGGCGACGCUGCGAAGGCCGCAGUCUCUGGACGUGACGGACAAUGCCCCUCCCAUUCCCGAGAAGCGCUUUGACGUGGCCGCGGAGGAGAGGGCCCUCGGCGGUGCCGCCGCCGGCGCUCCGUUCCGACCACCUAAUAACACACAUCCGGGGCCAGGUCCCCUAGCCCAUAGUCCGGACAUACCCUUUGUGUCUGUAACAAUGCCGGAAGCUACAGGACCUGCAUCACAAGCCUCAGGAACGUCUGACCUCUCAUACACAGUGAUCUCAGUGAGGGAGCCCCUAGCCAAGGUACGGGAGGAGACACUGAGGCAAAAGCCAGCUCAGGUGGCUCCCGCCCAGGAAGCUUACUACACGGAGGUGCCAGAGGAGGAGCAGAUGUAUGCCGAGAUAGAGUCCGGCCACAACUCCGCUGGGUCGUCGGUCACUUACGCGAGGAUAGAGCCCCGAACAUCGGAGCAACAACCUCCAGCACCCCCUACUGUUGAGAGCCUGAAGUCUGUGGCCCAGGCCCACUCUAGACAGGCCUCUGUGACGUCGGCGUCGUCUCUCGGCGCCCCGAGCCCAGACAUGGACGUCGGCAGCCUGUACACGGCCGUGGACAAGAGCAGCAAGCAGAGGCAGACCAUCCACAUUUCCGAGGGUGUGGCGGCGCUCGGAGGAGAGGCGGCCAACCUGGACGAGCUCUACGCCAAAGUGCACAAGCCGAGCCGGCUUUCCGCCAACACGGACGAACCGCCGGCCAAGUCCAAGCACCUUCUGCCGGAAGCCUUCUCCGUCCACGACCGGCCACGCUCUCUUCCGCCCGGUCUCGACCCCUUCGUGUCGUGCACCAACAUGGUGGUCGUGCGGGAGUUUGAGGAGAAGAACGGCAGCAGCAGCAGCGUCGGCGGUGGCGGCGCCGAGUCGGCGGAGAGCCUGCCGCCACCGCCGGAAGAGUAUGCCGACCCCGCGUAUGAGCGCGUCUACCACCAGGACUCGAGCGACACCGACCCCUGCUACGAGAGAGUCAGCGGAGGUCAUGCGGACGACGCCGUUUCGGACCCGGGUUACGAAAAGGUCCCGAAGAGGUUUGACCAGGAGCCGGGCUACGAGACGAUCCGUAAGGACGCCUCGACAGAGUACAGCCAGGGCGUCGAUCCGGGCUACGAGAGGAUAAGGAAGAGCGACAAGGCGUCGGGCGUCCGGGAAGACGAUGUCACCACCAACGGCGGCAAAGCGGUUGAGCACAACUAUGAGCGUAUCAAGGGCCGGAAAGAGCGGCCGUACGACGACGCGAGCGACCCGGGAUAUGAGAGGAUACGGCGGAAGGAGGAUCGAGGGGAGGACGACGCAAGUGACCCGGGAUACGAGCGCAUCCGGAAGACGCACAGCGACGCAUGCAGCCAGGCGGACAGCGACCCAGGCUACGAAAGGAUUGAGCACAGUCGGAAGGCCAAGCCCACCGUGAGCGAAAACGGCGAUGACGUCGGGUACGAGAUGAUCAAGGAAAGACCGGCCGCUUCUUGCGUAGCGCACGACGCAAAUGGCUCCAGUGACGAAAUGUACGAGAGUGUGGCGGACGACAGGGUUCGGAAACUGGGCUACAGGCUGAUGAAGGACGCGGGGAGCGGCGUGGACUCUCCAGCACCGAGUCCCCUCGCCUGGAAGCAAGCAUCAGACAGCAGUUCCGCGUCGGAUCAUGGGGCUACGGAAGACAGCAGUUCGGAGGAGCCGGGCUACGAGCGCGUGCGGCACCGCGCGGAUACGGACACCGAAGCAGUGCGACCGACGCCGCGGAGACGCUUGGGGGCGCAGGCAAAGGUCUGGCGCUGCAGCGACAGCAAUCUGACGGCUACAACCGUGGAUACCGCCGAGAGGGCGACCAGCACCUUCAGCCUCAACGCUAAUUUAGAUGAAGGGACGUCGGACGAUGGGAACACCGCCGAUGCGGGGGCCGUGCUGUACGAAGUGGUUCGAGACGCGAGGGACGCUGGGGUUCAGCUCGUCGAGCGCAUCACGGACAACGAACCUGUGCCAAUUGUCUGGGCACGCAACGCAGCUCACCGCUCGUCCGAGCACAAGGAGAGGGAGUACAUCUUUUGAGUGAGUGGAGAGUCCGGCUUCUAGGUGGGGUUGAGUUCAAGAAGGAAGAGUUAUAUGAUGCACUUUAUUGAGGGAUGUUACCUUCUGGGUGCUUUAAUUUCUAUGUGAUUGUUGCGUUCAUUAAUUGGCCUCUUCAAGGGGGCAUGUUCCCAUUUUUACAUCAGGGUAUGAUUUAAGUUGUGUCGGAAGCAUUUAUCAGUGAAAGAUUAGUAUUUCAUUUGUGUCUGUAGAUGUUAUAGAUUGCUGCAAUACACUGCAAUUCUAGAGUGAAGUAUUGUGCCAUGUGCACUUCAAGUUUUGUUUGUUGUUUGUAUUCAGUGGAGCCUAUAUGCCUAAAGAAGUAGUACUUUCAUCUGUGUUAGCGUUUUAAGCACUUGCCUCAUUUCUUUCUAGGGUUCAAGCCUGAGUCGUGAGCUCUCGCAAAGGCUUGCUCUUGGAAUUGAGCACUUUUUAUCAAUAGGAGUUUUAGUGGGUAUUGCUUUGAUAGAUAAUAUAUUAUAAAGUUUAAUUAUGGAUAGCAAUGCUUGCCUUAUUAUAUGGGCAACUAAAUACUGUGGUUAUCUCGUUGCAUCAGCAUUGUGACUAUGUUUAAGUGAUAUGUGCAGUUAGUUUCAUCUUUAAACUGGCUCUCUUAUUGUAGUUUUUUAUGAAAAAUGUUGGUGUAACAAAUCUAAGUGUCAAAGUAAUUUAUAGGGUGCAUCCAUUAAUUGAGUGCUUCAGAAAAUGAUAUUUUGGCAUUUUAAUAUCUUCUAAAAAGCAAAGCAUUUUACUGUAUAUGUCAACUGCCAGUCUGAUGCAUCCCAGUCUUUCUGAGUUCUUCCUACCAGCUUUUCUACCUUCUUGUUUUCUGUGAAUUUACUAAUAUAGGUAGUCCUUUAUGUUAGACCUUAAAUCCAUGAUCUGGAUAAAUAAAAGUUGAUGCCAAUAAGUACUGUUUCUCUUUCAUGUGCAGUACAAAGUAGCAAUUUAUUCCUCCAAAUUUGCUUCAAGUAACCCUACAGAGGCCAUGUCAACAGUACUAAAAUGUCUGCUGACUCAGAUUCAUGGGAACUUAAUUAUUCUGCUUGAGUAGGUGGGCAUCAUUACGCACGUCACAAACUUGUGACAAUGUUGCCAUAGAAAAAUGCCAAAAGAAGAGAUUGUGGUAAGGGUUACAGUGCCGGAAAAGCAGCUAUUGUUAUGGAUUACGGGUUUGAAGUUGAAUAGAACUAUGCAGGAUUUGCUUUUGCAAAGCUGUAGGAACUUGUGUGUACGAGGUUUCUUUGCAUUUACCCAUCUCUUGAAAAUGUUUGUUCUGUAUCCAGCAGGUGGGGGGGAGGGUCCUAACUAAUGCUGCCCCUUCUCCUGUAUGACUAUGUAGGUAGUGAGGAACAAUCAGACACAGGAGUCUAAUAUCAUUAAUAUCUGGUCUCUGCUCACAUAUCACAUGAUGCAAGAAUUGAUGGCUCUGAACACUUAUUUUAGCACUAUUAAUCAAAAACGUUUUUUAUUCAUUUUCAUCACUACUGUUUUGCACACCUCACAUCUUUUUAAUUUGUGGAGGUAGUGUAAGAGCUUUUUCAAACUAUAUUAUCAUGUUUCAUUCUCACAGUGUCAUGAUUUAUUUAUAGUUAGCUUUAUGCUGUCAAGCAAUAAAUAAUAUUUUUAUCAUACCUUUUUUUACAUCUAGUACAAUGGUGCUCUCUUGGUAAAUUAAAACGGCUUUUAAAGCUGAUUCUAUUUACAUUAUGUCAAUGAUUUUUUUUUAUUGACCUGUCCCGGUUGUUUUAUUUUCCGUUCUGUCGCAUUUCAUGACCAUAUGGGGUUACUAUUAAUACACAUCAGCAUGCUUCCACAGUUGACACAUUUCACCUGACAGUAUCAGUGCAAUUGCGAUUUCUAUGUCUGUCAUUGCAUCAUAAGUGUAUAACAAUAUGCAUAUUUCUGUCCUGAAUAUUUCUACACAGUAUGCUAACAUCUGUUCUUGUUGUGUAAAUGAACACAUGUCUAAUUUGUAUUCCAACUAUGAUGUGUAAAGAAAGCUAACGGGACUCAGUACAGCAUUGUUAACUGCUCCGAGUGCUAAAUGCAUGCUGCACAGUGGCAGUCUGGUUCGAAUCAAGGUACAUUUUCACUUUCUCUGGUUGUCAAUAAAUGCUGGUAUGUAUAGGUAGCAUUUUUAACUAGAUUUUCUACAAAUAAUCUAGAGUUGUAUCUGAAGCUGUAUGUCUUUGUAGACUCAGUUCAUAGUCUCCAUGCUGACUGUUGCAUUUCAUUUCACCAAAAGUGGACAGCAGAGCAGGGUGUGAGCACGAGCUUUUCGCGCCAAAUGGGAUGUGCCUUGGCUGCAUAAACAGACACACCAGAGGACCACAUAAGAAUUCAUGAACUUGUGCUCUCAGCCUUCACUGGGGCCCACAGUUGAAUGAAAUGGAGUGCAGAACAAUGUUACUGCCAUUUUAACCCAACACCAUAUUCACGUCUUGUGCAAAGAGCUGCCAAAUGCUCCUGAAAAAGUGUAAAGUGCAAUUCAAUGUUUUUACUUCUUUUCUUUUUUAAAAUGCAUUGACAUUUUACAUUUGUCAUCUCUGAUCCUUUGAACCUCUUCACAAAUCUGAAAACAUUUCUUUGCUACUUUUUACAAUUGUGAUUCCAACCCUUGCCCGUGUCUGUGCGAAGAAAAGAUGAAAGUACAAAUGUUGCAAUGUUUCUGAGCUGCAUACCCUGUUUCAUUUUAUUACCUAAAUAGCCUUCCAAAAUUUUCUACAAGGUUUCAUUUAGAAACUGCUUGUUGGAACAAGUGCUAUGAAUACACCUGACCAAUAUAGAGCUGUCAGUGUCUGAUUUCUUCAUAAAUUUUGUGCAUUGAGUUUUUUCUGUGGAACAGUUUCCUUUUUGUGUGAACAUGAUUUAUGCAACAAGGUGUUCUUUAUCUAGCACAUUUGGCUUCUAUAAUGUUUAUUCAGUAUUUAGCCCUAUUGUAUUUUCAAUAAUUGCCUGGUCAAUGUCUUCCUACACUACUCCUACAAGUUCAAAAAUAUUUUAUAAAGACAAGGAAGUCUUCUUCUGUUUUUCAGAGUGAACUUUUGAGUUUAAUGAAUCCCGACAGAAGUUAAUUUUUACAAUGUGUUUUGCUUCUCUUGUGUCAACAUUAUAACUACUCCUUGGCAUGUCUGUGAUUGCCGUAUUCUAAAUUAUCUACUAGUCUUUGCGAAAUGGGUGUACUGCUUAUGCCAUGAAAUGUCAAAUAGUAUUCGAUAUCAGCCUCAACUGUCCCAGUAGUUCUUAAAGACCGACGACCAAUUCGGGCCUUCCACUUUCCCCCCGCUUCCUACUCUCACCCCUUCUACCCUGUCCACCUUUGCCUGUUUCCUCCUCCCCCGUGAUGAGGAGGAUCUUCUGCCUUGCAGAAUCUCGAGUCUGGUCGUCGGCCUUUAUGCGCCAGAGUAUCCCUAUGGGUCCAGUGGCUGUUCGUGUUAUCAAUGCGAUCUUGGAAUCGAACCAAAAUGCCUUUCAUGAACAAAGAGGCAUAUCUGCCAUAGGCACGUUUCAAGCAUUGUCCAUGGUUAUGUCGGAACAAAUUCCAACACACUUUUGUCUGUCCGCUUAAGUGCUGCCUUGUUUUCUUCCAUGUUCGUGGUGAUGCAGCUUCUAGAUUUUUUUCUUCUUUUUUUAGGCAUUUCGAGUUCUCAUUUCGUGAUUGUAAGAUAGCAGAGAAAUGCUUGUCUACGAAGUGUGAGGAGCAUUUACGUUAUAAUUGUUCUUUACAAGUUAUAUGCCAAAUUGUGUGCACCAGGGUAUGCUGAAAUCGUGGUCUCCUGCGUAUGGCAGUGUGUUACAUUUUUUAUUUGAUUAUUCGAGGAUGAGAGAUGUACAAAAAGAGCAUAUGGUGUAAUGCUAUUGACGAGCUAUAAUAAAGUCAAUAUUUUGGGAGA